AUGGCAGAAUGCAUUAAUAGGUCAGCAGAACUUCCUAAACAAGACUGUACAAGCCCCAGCCCGACAGAAACCGUCUGUUUGGAGUCCCUAUGCGCUGAAAAUAUCCCCGGUACAUCUCAGAGUAACAUCGAACAGUCGCUGAUAUCUCACGGCGACUUCUACAAUAUCGAGGAGGUCGAGAAAUUAGAGAAGAGCAACUUUUUAAACGAGUUAGGUCUCAUCCAAGAAGAUGAAAACGACGAUGUAGAAGAGAUCGACGAUGAAGACGAUGAGAAUAGAGACGAAAGCUGGGAAGACUGUUUAGAUCAAGAAUUCCUCGAUGAUCCCGAUGAUUUAAGUAGCUGUGAAGAGGUGAUUAACUAUAGUGCCAGUCAAUCGAAUACUCCUAAAAGUUCGCAUUUGAAGAGAAGUCAUUCUGGUUCAAGUGAAAGAACUUUGCGUAAGCGUAAGUUGGACGUCAAUAAUGCGCUGCCAUGUAAAAAGAUCCAAUCAGAUUCGCCAACGAUGUUCGGUAAUGGCUCUUCUUUUCUCUCGACGACUGGUUCCUCUGCUUCUCAAUCGCCCUCGAAUUGCUCGGUCACGCCUUCGGGGGCCCGAUCGCGCGCCAUCAUACCCACCAAGGACAAUCCGCCGCCGGAUUUGUCCAAUUGGCUGUUGCAAUUCCUGGCCUGGUCCAACGCCGAACGGAUCAUGGCCAUCAACGAACUGAUCGAUCGAUGCGAACCCACCCAAGUCAGGCACAUGAUGCAAGUUAUCGAGCCGCAAUUCCAGCGCGAUUUCAUAUCGCUGUUGCCGAAAGAGCUGGCACUGAACGUGCUGUCCUUCCUCGAACCGAAGGACCUCCUGAGGGCCGCGCAGACCUGUCGAAGUUGGCGCGUCCUGGCCGAGGACAAUCUGCUGUGGAAGGAGAAGUGCAAGCAGGCCGGCAUCGAGGAGGUGCCGAAGAAGAGGAUCGCUUCGAGGACACACACCACCCACAUGUCCCCUUGGAAAGCCGCUUUCAUGCGCCAGCACACCAUCGAAAUGAACUGGAGAUUGAAGCCCAUCAGACCGCCGAAGGUGCUGAAGGGGCACGACGAGCACGUGAUAACUUGCCUUCAAUUUUGCGGCAACAGGAUAGUCAGCGGUUCGGACGAUAAUACAUUGAAGGUUUGGUCGGCGACCACGGGAAAGUGUUUGAGAACUCUCAUCGGACAUACCGGCGGCGUUUGGUCGUCUCAAAUGUCGGGAAGCACCAUCAUCAGCGGCAGCACGGACAGGACGCUGAAAGUCUGGGAUGCCGAUACCGGCGUUUGCAUACACACUUUGUACGGGCACACUUCUACCGUGAGGUGUAUGCAUCUGCAUGGCAAAAAGGUUGUUAGCGGUUCGAGGGACGCUACGUUGAGAGUAUGGGACAUCGAAACUGGCGAGUUUCUGCACGUGCUCGUCGGCCACAUGGCCGCUGUGCGUUGCGUACAAUACGACGGUAGGCUCGUGGUGUCGGGAGCCUACGAUUUUAUGGUUAAAGUUUGGAAUCCGGACACCGAAGAGUGCCUGCAUACGUUGCAAGGACAUACCAAUAGAGUUUACUCGCUACAGUUCGACGGCGUGCACGUCGUGAGCGGCUCCUUGGACACGAGCAUUAGAGUGUGGGAGGUGGAGACCGGCGCCUGCAAGCACACGCUGAUGGGCCAUCAAUCGUUGACGUCGGGCAUGGAACUGCGAAACAACAUAUUGGUAUCCGGCAACGCCGAUUCCACCGUCAAAGUUUGGGACAUCGUGACCGGACAAUGUCUACAAACUCUAUCGGGCGCUUACAAGCACCAAUCGGCCGUGACCUGCCUCCAGUUCAACACGCGCUUUGUGAUAACCUCGUCCGACGACGGCACCGUGAAGUUGUGGGACGUGCGCACCGGCGAGUUCAUCCGCAAUCUGGUAUCGUUGGAGAGCGGCGGCGCCGGCGGCGUCGUGUGGCGCAUCCGGGCGAGCGAUACGAAGCUGGUGUGCGCCGUCGGCAGCCGGAACGGCACCGAGGAGACGAAGCUCCUGGUGCUCGAUUUCGACGUCGACGCGACGAACGGCGGCGGCGGCGGCGGCGGCGCCGCGAUCGCCUCUAGGUAA
Molecule: messenger RNA, 2103 nt
Organism: Phyllotreta striolata
Lineage: Eukaryota; Metazoa; Arthropoda; Insecta; Coleoptera; Chrysomelidae
Source: the annotation of a GenBank genome assembly